Drosophila miranda is the source of this 3824-nucleotide messenger RNA. It is a transcript of the gene Rtel1, whose product is annotated as regulator of telomere elongation helicase 1 homolog. Gene Ontology annotation, cellular component: nucleus. The record is from RefSeq and is a predicted model, not a curated record. Gene Ontology annotation, molecular function: DNA helicase activity; DNA binding; DNA polymerase binding. Gene Ontology annotation, biological process: DNA replication; negative regulation of DNA recombination; regulation of double-strand break repair via homologous recombination. The transcript is spliced from 7 exons. Lineage: Eukaryota; Metazoa; Arthropoda; Insecta; Diptera; Drosophilidae. Bases 317 to 3346 code for a protein of 1009 amino acids.
GGCUGCCAGAGCUCCAGCAUCUAUCAGAGCUGCCUCUCUCAACGAUUUUUAAACUAAAUGAAAAUAAUACGAAUUAAUAUGCACUAAAAAUAAUUAAACGAUCGUAUAUAUCACCUUCAUAUCACAGUCGUUCAACUUUUUUGUUUCCGCAUGCUUUCAUACCUUCCAUAUUCCGAGUCUGGCAAACAGCUGUUUGGUGGUCUAUCGAAAAGUGCAUAGGCCCAUACAUGCUCUCGUUGCUUUGGCCUUUGGCGCGCUAAAAUCCUCAGGGCAUAUAAUCAAACGGAGCACCUAACAGACCGCGACCGCAGACCAAAUGCCAGAGAGUGUGAUUGCCGGCAUACCGGUUCAUUUUCCCUUCGAGCCGUACAAUGUGCAGCGCGACUAUAUGGAGAAGGUGAUCAUCUGCUUGCGGGACGGCACAAACGGCGUCCUCGAGUCGCCAACGGGCACCGGCAAGACACUGAGUCUUCUCUGCGCUUCCCUGGCCUGGAUACGCACGCGGCAGUCGGAGCACCAGCAGCAGAUGAUUAAGCUAAAGGCGACCAGCAAGGAAGGUGGACCCGGAUCCGGACCCGGAGGAGACCUCAGCGAGCUGGCCAUGACCGUGGGCCAAGCGAACAACUGGGGCGUUCCCAAGGUGAUCUAUGCCUCGCGCACUCACUCCCAGCUGAACCAAGCCAUGCGCGAGCUGAAGCGGACCGCAUACGCGAACAUGCGGUCAGUGGUGCUGGGAUCGCGGGACCAGCUUUGCAUCCACCCGGAGGUUAUGAAGGAGCAGGGCAACUCCAACAAGGUGAACCUCUGCAAGUUGAGGGUCCACUCCAAGACGUGCACCUUCCAGCUGCGCGUCGAGUCGAAGAAGGACCACCCGGACUUCCGCGGGCCCAGCAUCAUGGACAUCGAGGACCUAGUUAGGGUGGGCCAGAAGCUGAAGAUGUGCCCCUACUAUGGCUCCAAGGAACUGGUCGCCCAGGCGGACAUCACGUUUAUGCCGUACAACUACCUGCUAGACCCGAAGGCGCGCAAGGCCAAUAAGAUCGAGCUUGGCAACACAAUCAUAAUCCUGGACGAGGCACACAACAUCGAGAAAAUAUGCGAGGAGUCCGCCUCGGUGCAGAUACGCUCCUCCGAUGUGGCCAUGGCCAUCGAGGAUGUCACACACAUCAUGAAGGUCUUCACCAGUGGAGAAUCGCAGGAGGCUGGCGGCGAUGAGCCCAAGGACUUUACCCUGGAUGAUCUCACGCUGCUCAAGGAAAUGCUCCUCGAGCUAGAGAAGGCCAUAGAUGCUGUGGUGGUCGAUAAUCCCACGGAUGGCACCACCUAUCCCGCCUCCCUAAUGUACGAGCUGCUCGGCAAAGCGAACUUUACGUACGGCAACUGCGCCACCAUUGUGGCCCUGCUGGACAAGCUGGUGCAGUACCUGAUGGUCGCCUCGCAGCACAUGACGAUCCGCAAGGGUGGGACCUUCACGAUGCUCAGCGAUCUGCUGACCAUCGUGUUUGCCAACAAGGAGAACAUCAUGAGCAAGGUGCAUCUCAGUUUUAAGGUGCACGUGCAGGUGGAGGAGUCCAAUAAGCAGCAGGGCAAGAGUGGAGCGACCCAGGGCAAACAGCAGGGUUGGCUGGGUAAGAGUAAUAUCACGACGACGGGAACCAGCAGCAAGGCGGCAAAGAUCGUUAAUUUCUGGUGCUUCAAUCCCGGCUUCGGUAUGGAGCAGCUGCUCAACACCCAGGUGCGCAGCGUCAUCCUCACCAGCGGCACGCUGGCACCCCUAAAGCCACUGAUCGCCGAGCUGGCCAUACCGGUGGCCCAGCACCUGGAGAAUCCCCACAUUGUCGACCAGUCGCAGGUCUAUGUAAAAAUCAUCGGCACAGGCCCGGACCGACAGCAGUUGAUAUCCAAUUUUAAGAAUCGGGACAAUCCCAAGUAUAUCAGCUCCCUGGGCCAGACCAUCCUGAAUGUGGCGCGCAUCGUGCCGGACGGACUCCUAGUGUUCUUCCCCUCGUACCCGAUGCUGAACAAAUGCGUGGACGCAUGGCAGGCCAGCGGCUUGUGGGCUGACAUCUCAUGCAAAAAGCCCAUCUUCGUAGAGCCGCGCGGCAAGGAUCAGUUCACCAGCACCAUGGAGGAGUUCUACCAGGCAAUACGCGACUCCAAGGGUGCUGUUUUCAUGGCCGUCUGUCGGGGCAAGGUGUCCGAGGGCCUGGACUUUGCCGAUCGCAAUGGACGGGCCGUCAUCAUCACCGGCUUGCCUUUCCCCCCGCUAAAGGACCCAAAGGUGAUACUAAAACGGCGCUACCUUGAGACGAAUCGCACUAAAGAGAACCAGCUACUCAGCGGGCAGGAAUGGUACAACUUGGAUGCCACGCGAGCCGUCAAUCAGGCCAUUGGUCGCGUCAUCCGGCACCGUAACGACUACGGUGCCAUUCUGCUGUGCGACUCGCGCUUCCAGGACGCCUCCCAGGUCCAGCAGCUGUCCAAAUGGAUACGCGGCCAUCUGGGUGCGCGGCCGCAGAGCUCUCCAUUCGGUCCCAUUGUGCGCGAGUUGCGGCAGUUCUUCAAGCAUGCCGAGGAGACGAUGAAGCAGCCGGAUGUGAGGGAGGAGGAGCAGCCACUGAUGAACGUCUGCAAGGUGGAGGAGGUUGGGACCCUGCCUGUCAUUCCAACAAUCAAACAAGAGCCAGGAAACAAUGAAACAUUCCGCAAGGCCAACAAUUCGGCCAUAAAGGUGGAGAUGGCCAAUUCCAUCAAUUCGUGGACUCCUGCAGACUAUGCCAGCGCCGCGGGGCGGACCUUGGGCAAAGCAGCACCCAAUGCCAUGGAUUUUAUGAGUCGCCUGGACUCGAAUGUCUCGAGCAUAGAUUUCAACUGCAGUGGAAGUGCUGACAGUGGGAGCGGCGGUUGCGGCAGCAGUAGUCUGGUGACGAUCUAUAAACGGGAGCGCAGUUCCCCCGGUGUCACCGAUACGGUGGCCACACAAACUACCAAAAAGCGGUACAAAUUGGCGGAGAAUAUCAAAACGGAGCCCAAAAGCAACAGCAGUCAGCAGGUGAAAGUGGCGCCCGAGUCGCGGGCAGACUUCCUGCGCGAGCUGCGGAGUCUCAUCAGUCAGGAUCAGUUUCGCGAUUUCGGGAAAGUGCUGAUUGAAUACAGAAGUGGAACCGACGAGAACUUCGAGUCUCUGAUGACUGUGCUCCUGGAGGUUCUGGCUGCACCCAAAAUGCGCUACCUUUUCAUUGGCAUGCGUCGCUUUCUAAGGAACGAGCACAAGGCCGAGUUCGAUGUGCGACUGGCCAGCCUCAAUUUGGCACAAGAAUCAAGUCCAAAUAAAAGGAUCCUUUAAAUUCCCCGCCCAUUGAUAUCUUGUAAUUUUUGUUGUUGUUUCUAUAAUAAUUUUUUUUUACUUUAAAAGCGAAAUUUCGUUAAGGUAAACCAUUUUGAAACUGGCGCUGCCAUUAUGAAGUUCGGACUCACUUCCCAUUUAGUAAAUUUGUCAAGCCGGAGGAGAACAACGUGACGCUGAUGGGUGUCUAUCAUUUAGUUCUUUUGAAGCUUCUCAAUAUCCUAAAGGUCAGAGGUCCUUAUCUUUACAAUGGCAGCGAAGUGCAGCAAUACAGCAAAAUACACAAAAAGUUGGAAAGCAUCUAGUUAAGGCUACAAUUUAUACAAUUUAUAUACAAUUAAAAGGGAUCUCUGAGGGAACCUUUGAUUUUUUUGCUAGCUAACAUUCUGAUGUAAAUCACUUUAGAUCUUAAGAAAUCACUUUUAAAUGAAACAAAUGUAAGAUGCUUAAGUAUGAGUAAAUUUUAAACACAAAGUAA